GAGUCAUCAUCACUCGCUAGCUCGAUCGACUCCUGUCAUUUAUUACAACGGGUUUUCUUUCUGCAUGGCUUCCUCGGCAGCUUUCUUCCUCCUCGCCGUUGCUGCUCUGCACGUGUGUUGCUGCCGCGGGCAAGGCCGUGACGGCGGCGCCGUGGCGGCGAUCUACAGCCUCGGCGACUCCAUCACGGACACGGGGAACCUGGCCAAGGAGGCGCCGCCCGGCGCCUUUGAGACCAUCAAGCACCUCCCCUACGGCGUCACCUUCGGCCGCCCCACCGGCCGCUGCUCCGACGGUCUCCUCAUGAUCGACUUCCUAGCUCACGACAUGGGCCUCCCGUUCCUCAACCCUUACCUGGCCAAGAACACGAGCUUCGACCACGGGGUGAACUUCGCCGUCGCCGGAGCCACCGCCAUGGACCCCGCCGACCAGUCCAACCGGACCUUCUCCCUCAAGCUGCAGCUCCGGUGGUUCAAGGACUUCAUGAAGUCCACCUUCGACACCGACGAAGAAAUUCGCAAAAGGCUCCAAUCUUCUCUGGUUCUGGUCGGGGAGAUCGGAGGAAAUGACUACAACUACGCGUUGUUCGGGAACAAGUCUGUCAGUGAGGUGGAGAAACUGAUCCCGGCCGUGGUUCAGACCAUCAUCGACGCCACCAAGGAAGUGCUGGACAUGGGCGCGAGCAGAGUCAUCGUCCCGGGCAACUUCCCCAUCGGCUGCUUCCCGAGCUACCUCACCGCGAUGGCCUCGCCGGAGCAGUCGGCCUACGACUCCGCGGGCUGCCUCAAGGACCUCAACCUCUUCGCCGCAAAGCACAACGCGCAGCUCCAGCGAGCCGUCGCCGGCCUCCGGUCGUCGUACCCCGACGCCGCCAUCGCCUACGCCGACUACUUCAACUCCUUCCUCAGCCUCCUCAAGGGCGCCCCGGCGCUCGGCUUCGACGAGAAUAGCACACACACGGCAUGCUGCGGCGCCGGCGGCAGGUACAACUACGACGAGAGGCGGAUGUGCGGCGUGGAGGGGACGGCGGCGUGCGCGGACCCGUCGGCGUACGUGAGCUGGGACGGCAUCCACAUGACGCAGGCGGCGUACAAGGAAAUGUCCAGGCUCAUCUACCAUGGGAGGUACCUGCAGCCGCAGAUACUCAGCUUCCCGGAGUAGAAUGGGCAGACAUGAUGAAACUGUCUGGUACUUCAUGGUGGAAGCCUCGCCGCGACAUUUUGAGCCUUGGACGAGUUCUUCCAUGAGGACUAUGUUACAUAUGCGCUCUGCGCUAUGUAUCCAGAUUAAACUGCUCCGAGCUAAAGUAAAAGUAAAGAUGCAGUUUAGCAUGUCGAGCAGGGUACACAGUUACAAACAAAGUUACAUCUCUCAAGUAAAUUGAGAGGAUUUUACAGUUGAUCUAGUACACAGUUACAAACUUACAUUUCUCUAAGUUACAAAGUUACUGCAUAAGAGUGGCUUACCCCUGGUAUGUUUGCCUCAGUUCAUGAAUCUAGCUGAGAGUACGAGGGCAAAUCUUAUAGGCAAAAA
Molecule: messenger RNA, 1531 nt
Organism: Aegilops tauschii subsp. strangulata
Lineage: Eukaryota; Viridiplantae; Streptophyta; Magnoliopsida; Poales; Poaceae
Product: acetylajmalan esterase
Molecular function (GO): hydrolase activity, acting on ester bonds
Source: RefSeq, a predicted model, not a curated record